CCUAUAGUGGAUUCCUCUUUUAAUCCUGAUGGUUCUUUGAUAGCUUCUGCAAUAAUAGCUCUCGAUGCUCACAACAUUCAUAUCCAAUCAACUUCUUCUUCUGAUUUUCGUAAUAUAGAUAUAUCUUUUCCAUUGGAUAAAGGUCUAAAAUUCACCUGUUUUUCUUGGGGCUACUUGAAUCCAGAUUUCCAUAAUAUAGAAUCUCAAGUUUUAUUCAUCGGCUUAAAUAAUGGUUCAAUUUUAAUUUAUUCUCCAAUUCAAAAUCAACUAAUUGAAACUUUAAAUAAUUUAUCAAGCUAUUCAAUAAUCUCUUGUUACUACUCAAAGUUAUCAAAUUCCUUAUGGUCAAUUGAUUUGUCUGACGACUUGAUCGAAUUCAACUUAUCAAAUUUUCAAAAAAUUUCAAACUAUAAAAUUUCAGAUUUUUUAAAUCAAAUCGAUAAUUUAAAUAACAGCAUCACUAAUAAUAUCUCAAAUUUUAAUGAAAAUACAAAACUAACCAACAUCAAAUUAAUCUCCUACCAAGAAAAGCCUCAUCUUUUAUUAUCCUCAAAUUCGGUUUAUCUUAUCGACUUAUCCUCAAAGAAAGUAGUAAGCCAUUUUUCUAAUCAUAUCAAUCCAAUAAUUGUUUUAAAUUAUAAAAAUGAUGAUCACAUUAUUACAACUGCAAUUGACGAUAGGUUCAUUAACAUUUACUCAUUAUCAGAAAAUUCAAUCAAAAAAGUUUUAGUUACUCAAUCAAAUGUCGUCUCAAUAUCUUUUAAUGACAAUACUUUAAUAGCAGUCACGCAAGAAGGUUUAAUAGAAGUAUUUGACAAUCCAUUUAACAGUAAAUUGGUUAAACCCAAUGAAGAUUCUUUAAAUAGUGAUAAUCCAAAUAAUCUCAUUAAUUCAACUGGAAGAAGGAAAAGACAUCAAAAUAAUAAAUCAAACUCUGCAGUUGCUAAAAUUAAAUUACAAAGACCUGCAUCUCAACUAAAAAUUGUAGAAAAUGAAUUAAAAAUUUUAAAUGCCUUUUUAACUUUUGAUAAACAAAUCUUGUAUAGUUGGUUGGAAAAUGCCACUAUAUUUCACUUUGAUAAAUUGUCUUUAAUAAAUCAGGAUUCAAAAUCCGUAAUAACAGGGGAUAUAAAUAUCGUUAAAUCAAAAGCCUCGUCAUUUUCACAAGACAAAACAAAAAAAAAUCUUUCCAGUUCUCAUGGUGAUGAUAUCGCUGCCUCAAAACAGUAUAGAGAAACCACUGUACAUAUAGCAAGUGGUGAUAAUCUAAAAGAUAUAGAAAUUGAUGAGACUGAAAAUUUGACUUUAGCCGAUAAAUUAAAUUCUCUAAAUAUUUCAAAGGAUAUAUCUGAUUUUCAACAACAAAUUCAAGAGAAAAAGAUUUUAAAAGCAACUACUGGUUCUUUGACAGUAGUACUAACUCAAGCUUUGAAAACAAAUGAUCAUUCUCUUUUAGAGUCAAUAUUAAAUAUUGAUAAUGAACAAAACAUCAAGACUACAAUAUUAAGGUUAAAUUCUUCUUUGGUUAUAAUACUAUUGAAUAAAUUAUCAGAAAGAUUAGCAAGACUUUCGAAUACUUCUCAAACUAAGAAUAAAAGAUUGAUUAUUUGGAUCAAGUGGGUUUUAAUAAUUCAUGGCAGUUAUUUGAUAAGGCUAAAUUUUACCGGUGGAAAUGGUUCAUUACUUAGGGAUUUAUCUCAAUUGAAUUUCAUUCUCGGAAAAAAAGCAGCAAAUUUAAACAAAUUAUUAAUUUUAAGAUCAAAAUUAGAUUUAAUUUUAGAACAAAUUUCGAUUAAAAAAGAAAUUCUUAGUGAGUUUCAACAACAGAAUUAUUUCAGUCAAGAAGGUGAGGAAAAUGAAUCUGAUGUUGAAUAUAAUGAAGCACUUGAUGACGCCCAUUUAAUUGACAAUGGUGAAGAAGAUUACAUAUCGGAAGAUGAUGAAGAAUCUGAUGAUUAUUACAGCGAAGAUGAAUCCGAUGUUGAUAUGGAGGAAGAAGAAGAUGAUGAUGAU
This is a messenger RNA of Ascoidea rubescens DSM 1968, 2013 nucleotides long. It is a transcript of the gene UTP5, whose product is annotated as Utp5p. Gene Ontology annotation, cellular component: nucleolus. The transcript has a single exon. Gene Ontology annotation, biological process: maturation of SSU-rRNA from tricistronic rRNA transcript (SSU-rRNA, 5.8S rRNA, LSU-rRNA). Lineage: Eukaryota; Fungi; Ascomycota; Saccharomycetes; Ascoideales; Ascoideaceae. The annotation marks the transcript as partial. Gene Ontology annotation, molecular function: protein binding. The record is from RefSeq and is a predicted model, not a curated record.